Messenger RNA from Coffea eugenioides, 2904 nucleotides. RefSeq names its product pentatricopeptide repeat-containing protein At4g33990. Bases 302 to 2752 code for a protein of 816 amino acids. Gene Ontology annotation, biological process: RNA modification. Gene Ontology annotation, molecular function: protein binding; zinc ion binding; RNA binding. The transcript is spliced from 2 exons. The record is from RefSeq and is a predicted model, not a curated record. Lineage: Eukaryota; Viridiplantae; Streptophyta; Magnoliopsida; Gentianales; Rubiaceae.
AGUAUUCCGUCUCGGCAAAAAAGAUGUAGUAAUGACUUACCGUGCAAAUUAAUUAUCUGAAAGGUCCAUAGUAGUUGACAAGACUUGAUUCUGGUCACCUGUUUCUGAUGGAAUUUGAAAACCUAUUCAAAAGAAAAAGGCUAUAACAGCAGACCUGCAGAGAAUGUUGUAAUAACUCUUGGUACUCAGUCUUUCUAAAAUAACUUGGUUACCGAUAUUGCUUUGUGUCCUUGUCCCAAUUCCAGCACAUAAACUAUAUGUAUUUAGUAUUUGCCUUGUGAUAUUGCAGUGGCUCUAGGGCAUGUUCAGAUUGUUGCCAGCCUGGAAAGGUAGGCAUUUUUCAACAUCUCUUCCAUAUGUUCGAUCCAACUAUCAUUGGUAUUCCACGAAUGCAAUCUGCCUUCAGAUUCCACCAAAUGACAUUGAGGAUGAGAAGAAUGAGAUUGAUUUUGAGCUUUUAUUCAGCUCAUGCACCAAAACUGAUAUCGUUAGGAGGCUUCAUGCCCUCCUUAUUGUCUCAGGGAGGGCGCAGAGACUGUCCCACACAACUAGACUUGUCAAUCUUUAUGCCCAUCUGGGUGAUGUUUCAUUAUCUUGCAGUACUUUUAAUCAGAUACAAACAAAAGACACCUAUAGCUGGAACUCGAUGUUGUCAGCUUAUGUUCGUAAUGGCCAAUUUACUGAAGCCGUUAAUUGUGUUUACAAAAUGUUGUCAAUGUCUGAUGUUCGGCCUGAUUUCUAUACUUUUCCUCCGGUUCUGAAAGCUUGUGGUAGAUUAAUUGAUGGGAUGAGACUACAUGGUUGGGUUUUCAAAUUGGGCUUGGAAUGGGAUGUUUUUGUUGCUUCUGCACUGGUCCACAUGUAUUGCCGCUUUGGGCAGUUUAUUGUUGCCAAUAGGAUCUUCAAGGACAUGCCAUCUCGAGAUAUGGGCUGCUGGAAUUCUGUGAUAUCUGGGUUCUGUCAGAAUGGGAAUGCAGCGGAGGCGUUGGCAAUCUUGGAUCAAAUGAGAUUGGAAGGAAUUAAGAUGGAUUCAGUGACUGUUUCUAGCAUUCUUCCUGUUUGUGCACAAAUGAAUGAUAGUUUACGAGGCAUGCUGGUUCAUUUGUAUGCCAUAAAGCAUCACUUGGAAGUUGAUGUUUAUGUGUCCAAUGCCCUGAUUAACAUGUACGCUAAAUUUGGUGAAUUAGAAAGCGCCCAGAAGGUUUUUGAUCAGAUGGUGCUCAGAGAUAUAGUUUCAUGGAACUCAGUGAUUGCUGCAUAUGAGCAAAAUGAUCUCCCAGGUUGUGCAAUCUACUUCUUUCAUCAGAUGCAACUCAAUCAACUUCAGCCAGAUUUAUUGACAAUGGUAAGCAUAGCUUCCAGCAUUGCUCAGACUAGAGAUUGUGUUUCUGCAAAAUCCAUCCAUGGAUAUAUUUUACGGAGAUGUUGGAUUAAUGAAGAUGUUGUACUUGGAAAUUCAAUUGUUGACAUGUAUGCUAAACUGGGCAUUAUGGACUCUGCACGCAUGGUUUUUGAUGAAAUGUUUGUUAAAGAUGUGGUUUCGUUUAACACAAUGAUCGCAGGUUAUGGUCAAAAUGGUCUUGCAAGCGAGGCCAUUGAAAUAUUCCGCAUGAUGCCUUGCAAAAACAUAACACCUGAUGAGGGUACUUGGGUUAGUGUUUUACCUGCUUAUGCUCAUCUUGGAGCCUUGCGAGAAGGGACUAAAGCUCAUGGCCAGGUUUUCAAAAGAGGUCUACAUUGGGAUAUCUUUGUGGGCACAUGCCUGGUUGACUUGUAUGGAAAGUGUGGGAGACUGGAUGAGGCAUUGCUUUUAUUCUAUGAGGUUCCCAGGACUAGUUCUGUCCCUUGGAAUGCAAUUAUAGCUUGCCAUGGAAUUCAUGGAUGCGGUGGGACAUCUCUACAACUAUUCAGAGAUAUGCUGGAUGAGGGGGUACAGCCAGAUCACAUAACCUUUUUAUCCAUAUUGGCAGCUUGCAGCCAUUCAGGCCUGGUUGACCAAGGUAAAUCAUAUUUUCACCUGAUGCAGCAAGAAUAUGAAAUUAAACCUGGUAUGAAGCACUAUGGGUGCAUGGUGGACUUGUAUGGUAGGGCCGGACAUCUGGAAAAGGCAUACAAUUUUAUUAAAUGUAUGCCUGUACCUCCUGAUGCUUCCGUAUGGGGUGCUCUUCUUAAUGCUUGUAGAAUCCAUGGAAAUAUUGAGUUGGGUAAAGUGGCUUCGCACCACUUGUUUGAAGUUGAUUCAGAUAAUGUUGGGUACUAUGUCUUAUUGUCAAAUAUAUAUGCAAAUGUUGGGAGAUGGGAAGGGGUUGAUGUGGUAAGAUCAUGGGCUAGAGACAAGGGAUUGAGGAAGACACCUGGGUGGAGCUCGAUUGAGCUAAAUAAUAUGAUUGAGGUAUUUUAUACUGGACAUCCACAGUCUGAAGAGAUGUACAUGGAACUGGCCAUUUUAACUGCCAAAGCAAAAGACCUUGGUUAUGCUCCAGACUACAGCUUUGUGUUGCAGGAUGUUGAGGAUGAUGAGAAGGAAAACAUUCUCACAAGUCACAGUGAGAGAUUGGCUAUUGCUUAUGGAAUCUUAAAUUCACCCCCAAAAAGCACUAUUCGAAUUUUUAAGAACUUGCGUGUUUGUGGAGACUGCCACAAUAUGACUAAAUUUAUAUCUAAGAUCACUGAGAGGGAGAUUAUUGUGAGAGAUUCAAACCGUUUUCAUCACUUCAAAGAUGGAUUUUGUUCUUGUGGAGAUUAUUGGUAACGACUGGAUGUCAUUACUUGGUGCUGAAAGUUUCCCAUUUGGAUUGAUUUUCAAGUUCAUCCAAGAUCCAGGAUAGUUUUGCAAAUGGUAUCGUGAUCUACCUACAGAAUUGCUUCCAAAACUUGGAGAAACCUGGAUGAGGCCGUUGCCUA